AGUUCAUUGCGAGUUCGAGAAGCAAGCGUCCGGCAUUCUCUCUCUCUUCUGCAAAUGGCGUCUAGGCUUGCGUCCAACGGUAAUCAGUCUGGUUUAGAAAAUAACGGUGAGCAAAUUAAGUCGGAAGAUAUUCAAAUGAAGAGUGAAUCGGGCGAUAUGGAAACAAAUCAGGCCGACAGCGUUAAAGCGGGCGAAUAUGUGCGGGAACUUCUUAAAGAAAAAAUGGCUUUGGAUCCGGCGCAGUGGCCGAAUGCUAUGCGGCUUGUAGAUCAAGAAGUCCAAAAGGCCCAGGCUCAAGGUGCAAAACUUCCCCGUGAAAACCGAUAUGUGGACAUAUACAGAGAAAAACCCAUCAGGGUCGCAGUCAAAGUACUGGUGCCUGUCAAAGAACACCCUAAGUUCAAUUUUGUGGGAAAACUGUUGGGACCCAAAGGAAACUCACUCAAACGGCUUCAAGAAGACACAAUGACAAAGAUGGCAAUCCUGGGUAGAGGAUCAAUGCGUGAUAAGCAAAAGGAAGAAGAGUUCAGACAAGCUCUCGACCCUAAGUAUGCACAUCUCUCAGACGACCUGCAUGUAGAGAUCGCAGCGCUAGCCCCUCCUGCUGAGGCACAUGCCAGAAUUGCGUAUGCAUUGGCAGAGAUCCGCAAGUACCUGGUUCCCGACAGCAACGAUGAGAUCAGGCAAGAACAGAUGCGAGAGAUCCAGGCAUACUCAGGCCCCCCGCCGGUAGAGAGGGGGGGUGCGGCGGUGCGUGGACGCGGCAGAGUGCCCCCACCUCCUCCUCCUGGCCCUCGUGGCGGACCCCCCCUCGGCAUGCGCAUGGCAGCACCCCGUCCCGCCCCGCCACUGCUGCCCAGGCCCCUCCCUGCCAAGACCAAGGUCCUGUCUAUCCUGGAUCGUGCCAGACAGGCCAUGGAGGAGAGCUACGGUGGCUACGAUGACAUGGGACCAGAGAUGGGACCCACAUCUGGCUUCUACGACUCACCCUCACCGGGAUUCAAUUCGGGACCAGGGUAUGGUGGAGACUACAAUGGUGGAACUGCGGGAGACUACUAUGACACUGCCAACUACAGUGAUGACAUCGGACUGGAUGCAUUCUGGGAGAACCGGUAUUUGUGAAAUAAGAAGAACCCAAGACUGCUCAGGCGGGGCUGUGUCCUGGGGUGUUCCAUGGAACUCAGACAGAGAUGCUACCAUCUCAACCUGUUCAAAUAAACAAAAACAGAUAAACCGAACUCACUUUUAAAUCAUGCUUAACUUUUCAAUAGCAUUUUUAACUUUAAAUGUAUUCUAGGUGCCAAAUUAAUGUCACUUUUCACAGAGCACACAUUUUGCUUUAUGUAUCUACUUGCCAGAAAACGUAAAUUUUAUUAUUUUAGGCAAACCUGUGAAGUAUAUUAAAUCUUAAUAAUUAAUUUUGUCUUGUAUAUCAAUAUAAAAUAGUUGUUUCACAUAACCUAUCAAUUUUAUGCUUUCAAACUUCUAACUGCUGAAUAUCAUGACACAUUUAACAGCGAUUUGAAUAUUUUGUUGUCUUGAUGAAAAUUUUGUCAUUUACUUAGGUAGACCUAAAAUAAGUAUGUUUUUAAUAAAUAUUUGUUCUUGUACUGGGUUUCACAAUUUAAAUUAUAUCUAUGAAUAUAUUACUUAUUUCAAAGAGUAAAUAUUUUUUUCAUGUUAUUGUAACUUUAUAUUAUAAUUUUCCAAAAAUCUUCAUUUUGACUUCAUUAGCAUUUUUAUAUGGAAUUUAGAAUCAAACAAAAUGUGUGUUCUAUGGAAUCCAUACGAAUAGUAAAUGUUAAAUAUUUCAAUUAUAAACUCUAAUAAACUAUGAAUGUUGACCCCCAAAAUAAGUGUUAGGAACCUGUAUAACUUUUUUAUUGUUAACCAUUAUAACGUAAUACUUUUUAUAUCAACAUGUUAUUUCUUCUUUGCAAAUCGGUAUUUAAUUUUUACUCAUUUCUGUAAGUAAGAGUUUGGUUUGCAUUGGUAACAUGCACAUGCUAAGUAGGUGCCAAAAGUAGAUGCAGAUUUUUAAAACUUAGAGAUGUACAUCUGGAGUAAUCUAAAGCAGUGUACUUUAUAUUUUUUACUUAUUUGUUCUAAAGUUAUUUACUAAUUUUAUUGUGGAAGUGGUGAAGUGUGAACUUACUUUUUAGUCUUUCAUUUGUAUUACUGUUGCUCAACUUAAAUCAGGGUGUGUACUAGCCGAAUUAAUUGUAGCUGAAAUGUGCAUGAGGAUCGUUAUUACCACAUAUGGGACAAGUAGAGUACAGAAUAGGUGUAUGAACUGUUAAUAGUUUUGGAAUGAAUUUACAACUCUCCCUAUGAUGAGAGACAGUAAUAGUGUGGUGCCUCAGCAUAGUCAAUGUUCACAUAUCAGCAGAACUAGCAAUAACAUGUGAGAAAUACUGUCCAAACACUAAAAUGUUAGUGAGUUGUAAAAUUAGGAAUUUUAUUGUAUUUAUAUUGAAAGCAUUGGCAGUAAACACCCUGAUAUUACAGUUAAUUCAUGUUUCCUAUACCAUAAAGAACAUUUUUUGAGAUAUACAUUUUUUAAGUUAUACAUUGAUGAUUUUUAAAGAUUGUUUCUAUUCAAACAAAGGUUUAAAUGUGUUGUUUCUAAGAAACAUAACAAUGUUGUAUGUUUGUAGUGUUUAUUAUAAAAGUAAUGUAAUAUUUAAUGUGUGUUUCUGAAGGUUGUGAUAAAUAGGUUUCUCAGCCUUAGUCAUUAAGAUUAUUGUAAUGUGUUUGAGUUUAAAUACCAAUUUAACACUGUGAUAUUACCUAAACAUUUAGUUUAUUUAUACUGUUUGUUACUUUUUAUUUAUUUCUUGGUUUGUUUUAACGUUGUUAUUACUAUGGUUUAAUGUUGUUACACUUGACACGGGGAUCUCGGUUGUGUUGUUUAUCCUACUGAUAUUCCUGUUUUAGUUGGGAAGUUGUGUCUUUUUUGUGAGGAAGGAUAAUAUCAAUAAACUGUUUUGAUUUUAAACUAUAAGCCAACCUUAACAAAGUCAUUGUUAUGUCUACUCCACAUUUAUACAAUGUGGAAGUUGAGUACAAUUCCUAAAUUACAUUGUAAUGUAACUAUUAUUUCAAGAACUUGUUUUAGACAACAGUAGGUAGAAAAAGCUACCCAUUGUUAGUUAUUAAAUAAUUAUUGAUUAUUAAUAAUGAUUAAUUUAAUUAUUACAUAAUAAUAUUCAUCAUUUUUAGUAUUAAUAAUGUAGCCAUUUACAAUCUACUGACUGUCUCGGUGUCCUGAGAUAAGAAAUCUCUGCUAAGAUUUUAUUAAGGUGGGGGCAAGUUGAUGCUAUGUAGGUGUGUGUGGGUUUGUGAUGUCCAAAUAAUUACUGCUUUACUCACAGAAAGCAAAUUAUUCAUACGAAAGUGACAGAACAUAAAAUUACAAUCUAAUGAUAAAUAGUGAGAAGUGCCAGGUUAAUGUACACAAAAGGGGCCAAUUGAUAUUCUUCAGGUGGCACUAGUGUAAUGGUUUAAUAAUUGCCAACGGAAACCAACCUUUAUUUGCACUAACCCAGUUUUCAAUUGGAGCUGUAAUCUCCUUCAGCAAAAGCGUACGAUUUAACUGAAAGCAUACUUUGAAAGCUCAAAAUUAACAGUUAUUAACUUUUUAUAAUUCAAGAGAAUCUCCUUUCACAGAUUUCAAAGAGUCGUACUUUGUUCAAAAUGACGCAACUUGAGAAGGUAAGUGGCUAUUUAAUGUUUCUUUACAUUUUUAUCCUUUCACUUUUACAAUUUUCACAAUUUUGUUUGAUUACAUUAACAACUAUGAAAUAAAAUUUAAAAAAUUAGUCUGUAAAAGUGUUAUGUUUUCACUUACAAAUAUAACUUCACCCUUUCUCUACCAUAAACUAAAACAUUUUACAAACUUUUUUAAAGUAUUAUAGUAAUAAUUCUCUAUGAAAUUUUUCUUGUAGUUUUUAACUAUAUGAAAAUAUUUUAUAUUUUGUGUUUAAAAAUAAUGAGUGGUACCAUUAUUAACAUUGAACAUUUAGUCAAACCAAUGAAAUAUAUAGUAAAUUCUUUCUAUGAUCUGAUCAAACUAACCUGAAACAUAUUUUCAAACUAUUUCUCUUCAAAAGGUAUUUUUAAUAUACUUUCUGAUGAAAAAAUUAAUUUAUUUAAGGAAUGACUUCUUCAGUUUAUUAGUGAAACAGUAUGUCCAGUUGAGUAUUAAUAUUCUUGGAGCCUGUGAAAGAUUCACUUAAUUGCUUGUCCUAUUAUACUAAGUUACAAAAAUGCACAUUUUAUAAGUUGAUCAAUGCUACAUUUUCUUCACCUUUCUAGUCUAAAGUCUUGCCAAUUCUGUAUUUUUUAGCUUAACAGUAUGAUAAUUUCAGUUCCAAAAACAAUAAAUUUGGUGUAACUGUAUUUACGAAUACCAAUAUUAGAUUCCACAGUACUGUAUAAUCCCUGGGCGAAAGUAAAUUGCUUAAAAAUAUGAGUUAUGAAAGAAGGUAUUUUUAAUCAAACAUCUUAAUCAUAAAAAAGAUUCCAUGUUAUAUAUUCUAAAACGUGUUGUUUAAGUAAGCUUUACAGAUAAAAUAUUUACAAAAGGGUUGUGUUAAUGUCAAUGUGGGAAAGUUAUUUCAAUUGUACCCCUAACAUUUGAUCAAUUCUUUAUUUCUGUCGUGCAAUGUUUAGUAUUCAGAGGUCAUGGAAUAUGAAAUGAUCAUAUAUACACAAGGUGUUACAAACGUCUGUGGCUGAUAUUCCUCACUUUAGUCAAUAAUAAUAAUAAUAAUAUAAAUACUGCAACAGUUUUUUUUUUUUUUAAUGCUUAAGAGCAUUUUACGUCAAACACCUAUAUACGUCUUUUAAAUAUAUGCAGUUUUAAGAACAGUUUCCCCAUAGUUAUUCUUAAAAAACAUUUAGGUUGAAGAUUGGUUCUUCUAUUUCCAUAGUAUAACCAGUAAAAAGCAAGAGUUAAUUUUAAAACUACAAGAUUCUCUAGAGACUAAAAAUAAAUUUAAAAACUGUAUCAUUAAACAGAUGGUAUAACUUAAAAAUAAUGCAGGGCUUAAAACAAUUUUGAAUCGAGUAGUCCUUUAUUUGUAUACAUCAAAGUUUAUACAGUUCAUAUAUAAGUACACCAAUUUAAGUAUGUCUAGAACCAUAUGUAUUGUUUUCACUUCUGAAUUCAAUUUUUUGAUCAGGAGAUUAUAUACAACCACAUUAAACUAAAAAAUCUUUAUUUCAGCAAAAUAGUGUUUAACAAAUCAACUCGCAUCAUAAAUAAACUAUAGAAUAUCAAUUAGAGUAAAAUUGUAUUUAGUUAUAAAUAAAAAAGAAGCAACAAAUUAGAGUAUGGUGGAAUACUUAAAAGUAAGACUCAUUUAACAUUUCGUAAGUUUUCAAUGUAAUACUUAUUGGAUCCGAAAUAUGACUAAACUUUCUGGCCUGGUGGUUGCUUUGCUGGGAACCUCCCCCGAUAGAGAGCUUCUUUCUUAGUUAUUAGCUUCUCUCUAGACUUCUUAUUUGUGACAAUCAUGUGUGCACUGCAGCAAUAGUGAGGAGUCUGCACACUACUCCCACAUGUUGACAGCAUUGGACAGGAGGAACCAAGUGUCUGAGAUUAGAAUCGAAUCAAUAUCAACUUAAAAGUUUAUUGGGAACUAAUAGGUAACAAAAUAAUUGUUAUUUGUAUUUAAACGUUACAAACUAUUUAAUUUUCAAUUCAGUUGCUUUAGUUAAACAAUUGGCAAUACUGACCGAUGUUCUAAACUGCUGUGACAAAUGGAUAUCUACCCACAAACCUUCCUCGUCAUUGGUAAUCAAAAGCUCAUUCUCGGAAUAUGUCUGGACUUAACUCUCAUAGCCUUAAAUAAAUUAUGUAAUCUCUGGGCCCAAGAUGCUAGUACCAAAGCCAGUGAACAUGCCCUCCAGCCGCGAGAGCUGAGAGUUAAAAUGAAGCAUCAAUAUUUAACAAUUAUUGCCUUUAAGUGUAAUAAAAAAUUGCAUAUCCUAAAAUACCUUUUCAAUAAAAACUAUAUUACCUUUGGGAUCCCUGGACUGACUCUGUUCAUUUUUUCCCCAGUUCUGCCCAACCUCUAGCGACAUGGAGGCUACGCCACUAUGUCUAGGUCUUGUAGUUGGAGUGCAUGCGCGCACAUAGUCUCUUGUAAUAUUUUGCACAAAGAUCAGUCAUGCCUUUAGAUAUCGAGUAGAACCAUAUUUAUAUCUGCUUGCGAAUAUUUUUCUUAACUGUGCGUAGGUAGGUUAAUUUUGAGGUCUCAGCGCCUUGACACUUACUCUUAGUAUUGAAUGUGCCAAAUGUAUAUGGAUAUCAAAGUUUUGCCUUUUCUAGUUGUUAUUUUUAAAUCAAUUUUAAAACUCAUAUUAGUUUAAAGUUUUUUUAAUUGUAUAUUAUUGCUUUUAGUGUUUGUUCUUCUACAUCAUUGGUGUUGAUUUGGCAUAUUACAAAUGUAGAAAGAAAUGUGCAAGUACCACAUGAAUUUUCAUUGCUGUUUGUAUUUUUUAUUACAUUGUAAAUUACAAUGAAUAUUGUCAUAUAAAGGAAUCUUAUUUUAUAAUUAAUAAGAUAAGAUAUACUUAUGGAUCGAAAGCAUAAUAAUAAAACGUAAUUAUUAUUACGUUUAUUAUUAUUGUAUUUGUUUGUUGAUUAAACUAUUUUACUUCUGAUUUUCAACUGCAUUUGUUUUAUUGUAUGUUAAAUCAAAACUAGUUUUGUGAAAGUCUGAGUAAAUUUUUAUGUUGUUUGAGAUUAGUUUUUCUUGUGAUGUGUAAUCAGUAUUAUCUGGUGAUGAAAGUUAUUGUUAGGUUAUGUUUCUUCACUCAGUGUUUUGCACAUUUCUCAUUGUCCAUUAUUAUUGAUUGUUAAAUCAGUUAGAAAUUCCAAUCAACCACAAAUUUGUUUUUGAGCCGAACAAGCAAUUUAGUUGUUGGUUGUGAUGACUGAACCUGUAAACAAUGCAUUUCAUGACAUUAUUUACUUAAGGGAGAAGCAAAGAAGAAAUAAUGGCUAAACGUAACCAAUGAAUGGAUUGUACAUAGUAAAUGUAUUAAGAGGGACCAUCGCUAAAGAGGUUCUAAAGAUAAACAUUAACUCUAACCACUUGUUGCUCUUCUUCCAUUUUAUUGAUGUUUUCUAAGGCCUACUUUGUUAGAGACUUUUGUCAAUAAAAUAUUGUGUUUGCA
This is a messenger RNA of Homalodisca vitripennis (glassy-winged sharpshooter), 7188 nucleotides long. RefSeq names its product KH domain-containing, RNA-binding, signal transduction-associated protein 2-like. The record is from RefSeq and is a predicted model, not a curated record. Gene Ontology annotation, molecular function: mRNA binding. Gene Ontology annotation, cellular component: nucleus. The transcript is spliced from 7 exons. Gene Ontology annotation, biological process: regulation of alternative mRNA splicing, via spliceosome. Lineage: Eukaryota; Metazoa; Arthropoda; Insecta; Hemiptera; Cicadellidae. Bases 55 to 1122 code for a protein of 355 amino acids.